This is a messenger RNA of Tripterygium wilfordii, 2518 nucleotides long. RefSeq names its product L-type lectin-domain containing receptor kinase IV.1-like. The record is from RefSeq and is a predicted model, not a curated record. The transcript has a single exon. Bases 388 to 2364 code for a protein of 658 amino acids. NCBI's taxonomy places the organism in Eukaryota, Viridiplantae, Streptophyta, Magnoliopsida, Celastrales, Celastraceae. Gene Ontology annotation, cellular component: plasma membrane. Gene Ontology annotation, biological process: protein phosphorylation. Gene Ontology annotation, molecular function: carbohydrate binding; ATP binding; protein kinase activity.
UAAUUAGAACAGACAUUGAUAUGAAAGUCAGCGACUCAAUCUUCACAAAUAACUGGACUCUAGGCGUUUUUAAACCGGAGAUGACCUCGAUUUCGUGGGCCAACAGGCACAAAAAUACUGAGUUUUCCUUUUGAUGGAGACACAGCAGCUGCCUCAAAUUAACAUCCAUAGCCUCAGGUUUGAAAUCUCCAAAUGAAUUAAACACACUGGUUUUUAGUCCUCUAUAAUGGUACCCAAUCUGUUGAUUGUAUUUCACCUGAUUGAAAUUCCAACGGUCGGGAUUGUGUCCUAUUUCUGAAGUAAUAUGACGAGUACAGCAAUUAGGUGCCAUUAGCAAAUAUAAAUAAAGGCUACAGGUUAGCAGUUGAGGAGCAAGAAAAUUUAGCCAUGCUUUUCAGGCUUCAACUUGCUCUGUUUCUAUCUCUCUUGUUGAAAUUUGUGUCUGGUGAAGAUGUCAGCUUCACCUUCAAUGGUUUCCGAUCGGCCAAUUUAAGCCUUGAUGGUAUAGCCCAGAUUACAUCCAACGGCCUUUUGAUGCUCACCAACGAUACCCAACAAGGAAUUGGUCAUGCCUUUUACCCGAAUCCAAUAACUUUCAAGAACUCUGAAUCCGACCCCAUUUUAUCCUUCUCCACUACCUUUGUUUUCGCUAUUUUCCCUGAACUCCCAAAUCGUGGGGGUCAUGGGUUUACUUUUCUCAUUGCACCAAAACCGAGUCUCCCAGGAGCUCAGUCGACCGUAUACCUUGGCCUCUUCAAUGAGACAAACAAUGGGAACACGAGCAACCAUGUUGUCGCGGUGGAGUUUGACACUGUUCUAAGCAAUGAGUUCGACGACAUUAAUAAUAACCAUGCUGGGAUUGAUAUCAACAGUUUGAAAUCCGAAGUAGCAGAACCAGCAGCAUAUUAUGACGAUAAAACAGGCCGUUUGAUCAAUUUGACACUUACUAGUGCUAAAAGGAUGCAAGUUUGGGUGGAUUAUAAUGGCUUGAACAAGCAACUCAAUGUCACUUUAGCUCCAGUCAAUGUUAAGAAACCCAAAACUCCAUUGUUGUCUCUUUCUCAAGAUUUGUCACCAAUCUUAAACGACGUCUCCUACAUUGGUUUCUCAUCAUCCACGGGAACGACCUUGGCAACAAGACAUUUUAUUCUGGGUUGGAGCUUUAAAUUGAAUGGUCAAGCCCAGGAUCUCAAUCUAAAUGACCUCCCCAGGCUUCCUCGUAUUGGAGCUAAGCAAGUAUCCAGGUUUUUGACGAUUGGGUUGCCUGUGAUUUUAGUUACUUCAGUUUCAGUAAUAAUUGCCAGUGUGAUUUAUAUAAUACGAAGAAAGAGGAAGUUUGCAGAGGAGCUUGAAGACUGGGAGCUUGACUAUGGGCCUCACAGAUUCCAAUACAAAGAUCUUUAUGUUGCUACGAAGGCAUUCAAAGACAAAGAACUACUUGGUUCUGGGGGGUUUGGAAGAGUCUAUAGAGGUGUAUUACAAAAAUCAAGAGUUGAGAUUGCUGUGAAGAGGAUCUCACAUGAAUCCAGACAGGGUAUGAGAGAAUUUGUGGCGGAGAUUAUUACUAUUGGUCGGCUUCGCCAUCGGAACUUAGUUACCCUCUUGGGGUACUGCCGGCGUAAAGGAGAGCUCCUUCUGGUGUACGACUUCAUGCCUAAUGGAAGCUUAGACAAGUACCUCUAUGACCAACCAAAAGUGACUCUCAACUGGAGCCAGAGAUUUCGAGUCAUCAAAGGCGUAGCCUCUGGCCUUUUCUAUCUCCACGAAGAGUGGGAGCAGACUGUGAUUCACAGAGAUGUCAAGGCCAGUAAUGUGUUAUUAGAUGGUGAAUUGAAUGCAAGGUUAGGAGAUUUUGGCCUUGCAAGAUUAUAUGAUCAUGGAACUGACCCUCAAACAACUCAUAUUGUCGGAACUCUCGGUUAUAUGGCACCAGAACAUACUCGAUUCGGAAAGGCCACAAAGAGGACCGAUGUGUUUGCUUUUGGGGCAUUUGUACUUGAAGUUACUUGUGGAAGAAGACCAAUUGAGCCAAGAAAACCUAAAGAAGAAAUAUUAUUAGUUGAUUGGGUUUUCUCGUUUUGGUCUAGAGGAGAACUUCUUGAGGCCAGGGAUCGAAGUCUGGGCGUAGAUUAUGUGGCAGAGGAAGUUGAAUUGGUCUUGAAACUUGGGUUGAUAUGUUCGCAGUCAGACCCAAGCUGCAGGCCAAGCAUGGGCCAAGUUGUUCAGUAUUUGAAUGGAGAUGCUCCUUUGCCUGAUAUAUCAAGUAUUGAUAUUGGCAGUUCUUUAAGUGGUUUGGAGGAUUUCACAGAGUCAUAUCCUUCAUAUUCAUAUGUUCCAGAGUCCCUCCUUUCUGGAGGGCGAUGAUUUCAAGCUUUGUAGUGUAUUCUGGUAUAAUGAAUAAGAUUGUCUUGAUGUGUAUAACAAUUUCAAUGAAGAAAAGUUAGUGGGAUUUAGGGCUGUUAAGAAAAUAACCUUGUAAUCGACGGAUAAUCUAAUAAUAUUCUUCUCUCUAGAUAAA